Spinacia oleracea (spinach) is the source of this 1779-nucleotide messenger RNA. RefSeq lists its product as uncharacterized. The transcript has 3 exons. Lineage: Eukaryota; Viridiplantae; Streptophyta; Magnoliopsida; Caryophyllales; Amaranthaceae. Bases 1 to 1779 code for a protein of 592 amino acids. The record is from RefSeq and is a predicted model, not a curated record.
AUGGCUGACUUGUCCUCCGGGAGAAAGGAAGGAAAUCAGGUCGUUGUUACCGGCUCCCAGCCAAGCCAGAUGCCCAUUCGAAAUCUUUAUGAAACCUUGGAGCAGGAAAUAGUGUUGCAUGUGCAACCCGAACCGAUAUUAGUCCGCAGCGAACCUACUGUCAGGAGAAGGAGGCACAACUCCAGGCAUAGGGAAAGAUCCACCAGACAUCGUGAAUCGACAUCCGAGCGGGAAGGGUCUAUCCCGGUUGGGGUGGCGGCAGAUUGGUAUAAGAAGUUGCCGGCAGGGUCGAUAUUCAGCUUCAGGCAGAUACACGAAGAUUUUGUGAGACGUUUUAUCAGUAAGGUGGAGAGAAAGAAAACUUCCGGGGAACUAAUGUCGAUAUCACAAAGGCCAAAGGAGCCUCUGAGAGAAUACUUGACCCGCUUUAACAACGGGUCCAUUACUAUACUAGAUCUGCAGCAGGAGAUAGCAAUUUUGGCUCUGUUAAGAGGAAUGCAAGACUGUGAGUUCAAAAAAUACCUGAGAACGAAAUCAUUAACCAGUUUUGGGGAAGCUUUGAAGAAAGCCAACGAGUAUAUCAUGAGUGAUGAACUAAUGCUGAUAUCACACCCUGCCAAGGGAGGUCAGAUAGUGCAACCAACAAGAAAAGACCAGAUUCCUUCGCAACACCAGAAUUUCAGAAAGGAUAACAGCGGGAAGGAGAGUUACCAAUCUAGGGGAGUGAAUAAGUCAGCAGCUUGGAGAAAGCCGCUACCUUUAGAUGCUCCAGGUAACGCGAAGAACUUUUGUGCUUUUCAUAACGACCACGGUCAUUAUACAGAACAUUGUAAAGAGUUGAGAUAUAACAUCGAGGAGCUAGUAAGAAAGGGAUACCUGUCCCAAUACAAAGCCCGUCAGGAUAAUAAUGGUGUUGAUGGGAGGCAACAGAACUCGCACCAUCACGCUCCUUAUGUACCUACUCAGUCGGGAUACUCCCAACCAGCUAGUAGAAUCGAACAAGCACCACCAGUUCGACCGGAGACCCGACCGCAACCAGAAUCAAGUAGAGAAGGGGGUGAUAGGGGAAAAAGACCCACGGUAUGGGUCAGCUCGGACGGACCAAUACAUGGGGGUACGAUCAGUGGGGCCGUGAGAAGUCAGGAGGAGCACCGACACCUGAUAAACUAUCACAGUACAAGAAAAUGGCCGGAGCCGCCCAGUUUACCGAUCGUAUCCUUUACCUUGGAAGACUGCAGGGGCAUCAUCUACCCCUAUGACGAUCCGUUGGUACUAGAGCUGGAGAUAGCAAACUUCCCAGUCAAGAGAUGCUUGAUUGAUGAGGGAAAAUCUGCGAACAUUAUAUUCUGGGAAGCGUUCACCCAGUUGAAUAUCGGCUAUCACGAGUUGUCUAGAGUGAAUUAUCCUGUCAUCGGAUUCUCGGGGGCUACUAUCUAUCCCGAGAGUAGCAUUCGCCUACCAGUACAAGUGGGAAGAGGAGUGUCAGCAAGGGAUUUAAUGGUGGAUUUCUUAGUGAUCAAAGUACCAGUAGCAUACAAUGUAAUCAUAGGUCGGCCCUUCAUCCAUGAUGCGCAGGCAGUGGUGUCGACUUAUCACCUCACAAUGGUAUACCUUUUGAACCUGGAAAGAACCGAAAGGGUACAUGGUAGCCAAGAAGCUGCCAUGUCAUGUUAUCUAACUGCAUUGAAAACACCGGGGAGAAUGGUGUCGGAAGCAAACAUGGCCAGAGAAACGAACAUGCCAGCUAAAAGGCAGAGAGGGGACCUCAGCAUGGAAUGA